Messenger RNA from Melanotaenia boesemani (Boeseman's rainbowfish), 3115 nucleotides. RefSeq names its product axin 2 (conductin, axil) (gene axin2). NCBI's taxonomy places the organism in Eukaryota, Metazoa, Chordata, Actinopteri, Atheriniformes, Melanotaeniidae. The record is from RefSeq and is a predicted model, not a curated record. The coding region runs from base 25 to 2550 and encodes 841 amino acids. Gene Ontology annotation, biological process: negative regulation of canonical Wnt signaling pathway. The transcript is spliced from 10 exons.
GACUCUCCUGCUGCCUUCAGAGCCAUGAGCCGGGCGCUUAUGGACCAUAUCACCAGUAGUUUCCGCGAAGAUGCCCCUAGACCCCCGGUGCCUGGGGAGGAGGGCGAGGCGCCCUGCUACCCCGGCAAGUCUGCAAUGAUGAAACCCCUGGAAUCCCCCAAAUCACUUCUGCUCGACUCUCCGGGCUCCUCGGCGAGGAGGAACGAGGAUGGUCUUGGGGAGCCAGAGGGGAGUGCCUCCCCGGAUUCACCGCUUUCCCGGUGGACAAAGUCUUUACACUCUCUCCUCGGGGAUCAGGACGGUGCUCUUCUUUUUAGGUUAUUCCUGGACCGAGAGAAAUGCGUUGAUACUUUGGACUUUUGGUUCGCCUGCAACGGCUUCAGGCAGAUGGACUUAAAGGAUACCAAAACGCAGAGAGUCGCCAAAGCUAUUUACAAGCGCUACAUCGAAAACAACAGCAUUGUUGCCAAACAGCUGAAGCCCGCCACUAAAACGUUCAUUAGGGAUAAUAUCAAGAAGCAGCACAUUGACUCUGCAAUGUUCGACCAGGCACAGACGGAGAUCCAAACCAACAUGGAGGAGAACGCAUACCAAAUGUUUCUGACCUCUGACAUUUACCUCGAGUAUGUGAGGACUGGAGGAGAAAACCCGAGUCACGUCAACUCCAGUGCUUUGGGCAACCUGAAAGUUGUUUGUGGAUACCUGCCCACGCUCAACGAAGAGGAGGAGUGGAGUUGUGAUUUCAAAGCCAAAGCGCUGGUUGGACUGGUCAAGGGGCAGAGAGCCCCCUUGCCAGUGAGAGCUGUGGAGGUGAUGGACAGGGGAUACAGAUCAUACAAAAGAGGAGAUUCACUCAACCCUUGCCAUGUAGGCUCUUUUGCCCCCGUCAGCAGCACCAAUGACAGCGAGGUUUCCAGUGAUGCCUUGACUGACGAUGCCAUGUCCGUUACUGAUAGCAGUGUAGAUGGCAUCCCUCCGUAUAAACUGGGCUCCAAGAAACAGCUACAGAGAGAGAUGCAACGCAACAUGAGGAUGAACAGCCAAGUCUCUUUGCCUGCUUUCCCUCGCACUCACCGUCCUCCUAAGGAGAUGGUCCCAAUGAAACCAGCGGAGUUUGCAGCCCAGCUGAUUUCCCGUCUGGAAAACCUGAAGAGGGAACAGGACACCAUCAGUUCUCUGGAGGAGAGGCUGCAGCAGAUUCAGGAGGAAGAAGAAAGAGAAGACACAGAGAUCGUUGGAAGUGCCCCUCAGCUCUCCCCACAUCCUUUGACCCUUCUCCCCGGCUCCUCUGACGAAGAUCCACAGGCCAUCCUGGAUGAACACCUUUCUCGAGUCCUGAAAACCCCCGGCUGCCAGUCCCCAACCGUGAUCCGACACUCUCCUCGCUCCAGCUCCCCGGAGCACCAGCCAUUCACCUGCGCAGGCUUUGGAAUCAAAGCCCUUGUGAGGAAUGGGCCUUCCAGUUCUUCUGUCUCAAGUCCCGAUCAGGGGGCACUCACUCUGGCAUUGGGUCCGAGCAGGACCCUCAUAAGCAGACAGAGCACAAAACACAUCCACCACCACUAUAUCCACCAUCACGCCAGUCCAAAGUCUAAAGAGCAGAUCGAAAGGGAAGCGGCUCUCAGAGUGCACGGCAUGUGCUCCAGCAGCAGCGAGUACCAGCCCUGUCAGCCAAACCAGCGCAGCCGCAGCCUGGGCAGAGAGAUGUGUGGGGCCAUCUCAACAGACAGUCACAUGGGGCGUUCCAGCUCUCUCUCGAGGCGUGUGUGUCGCUCAGGGGCUGAGGAUGGAGUAGCAGAGAGGUGUGUGGAGGACUGUGCAGCUUUACAGCUUCCCAGUGACACAACAGACCCCACCCAGAAUGUGUUGCAGUGGAUCCUGGAAAGUAAACGACAGGGCAGGCACAAGCCUCACAGUACACAAAGCACCAAAAAAUCUUUUGGAGGUUCAUCGACUCAGACACACACAUGGGGCGGCGGCGGAAGCUGUGGCCACUUACGCAGCCACCAGCCAGCUCAGCCAUUCAUCCAAGACCCUGCUAUGCCUCCGCUGCCCCCUCCCAACACUUUGGCCCAGCUGGAAGAGGCCUGCCGCAGACUGGAGGAGGUAUCCACCAAACCCAUCAAACAAAGGCAUUCUUUGUCCAGUUUUCAGCGAGAGAAGACCAACCAAGUGUCUGUCCAGGGUGGGGGGUCCGUCCCUCUGUCUCUAGCCAGUGGCGGCUCUGUCAGCCUUGUAACUAGCCCCAGUCUCCAAUCAGAAGAGUGUAAAAAGGGUUUGGGAAGCCUUGCGGGGUGCAGUGGGGAGACUGUGGUGACGUAUUUCUUCUGCGGUGAGGAGAUUCCUUAUCGAAGGACCAUGAAGAGCCACAGUCUCACAUUGGGCCACUUCAAAGAGCAGCUCCGCAAAAAGGGCAACUACAGGUACUACUUUAAGAAGGCCAGCGACGAGUUUGAGUGCGGCGCAGUGUUCGAGGAGGUGUCUGAUGACGGCUCCUUGCUGCCCACAUACGAAGGCAAGAUCCUUGGGAAGGUGGAGAGGAUGGAGUGACUUCAUGCUGCAAGUGUUGUGGAAUACACUCCUACCAACGCCUCACUCUUUUACUAAUAGACUGUCGAUCUUGAGAUGAUGAAGGAAAGCUGAUGUUUCGUCAGGUGGACUAGAUGAAAGAUGGAAAAUAGGACAGUACAUCAACAUUACUGGACUUACAAGUGACCAGCUACCCUGAAGUGAAGAGAAUGUGGACUGUGAGUUGCUGGACUCUAGCUUUUCCAGUAGAGAAAUCUGCAGAGACUUUAGGUGAAUGACCACUUGUUGAAGAAGCAGGGCGGUGGCUUUAAUCUGAGACUGAGAGCCUACCCUGACCCCUGCCUGUGCCAGUGUCUGCCCAUGGGCACUUGCUAGCACAUUACUAGUAUGUAUAUGCACAUAUACAUGUACAUUGCAUUGUAUUGUGAUGCUCAUAUUGCUGUGUAAAGAUUUAUAUUGCUAUUUAUUGGAAACAUCCCAGCCCCAGAUCCUAUUCUUCUUCCAUGGACAAGCUGCUUGGAGUUGGAGAAGCUUCUCCAAUUUUCCACAUCCAAGAUUUCUCCCUUCAGAGCGUCGUCCUCACGGA